UCUGGUUGGGCUUUAAAACAAAUAUAAAAUGAGGAUUGUCGGUGGAUUCGUUGAUUUUUGAUAGUCUGCUAAGCCAAGCUAAAUCCAAAGGCAAAGUCGAAGCCUAUUUGGAAAUUGCAUCGAAUCCUCCGUGACUAUCACCAAAAGCUUAUCUCCGUAGGAAAGCUUCAGCUUUAUUUCUCAUCCAGACGAAGAGAAAAGCUGUGACCUGUGACUUCUAUCUACAAAGAGAGAGAGAGAGAGAUUUCAUAUUUAUAAAAUGAACGGCGGCGACGCGUACGGUGUUGUGGAGGCGCAGUACAUACGGAGACACCAUAGGCACCAGGCCCGAGAGAAUCAGUGCACGUCUGCUCUUGUUAAACACAUGAAAGCUCCUGUUAAUCUCGUAUGGUCACUUGUGAGGCGAUUCGAUCAGCCACAGAAGUACAAACCAUUUGUGAGUAGGUGCGUUGUCAAUGGAGAAGGCGGGGGGCUUGGGAUUGGAAGUGUCAGGGAAGUGAAUGUCAAAUCUGGACUCCCUGCUACGACAAGCACUGAGAUGCUUGAACUCCUUGAUGAUAAGGAACACAUUCUUGGAAUCAAGAUUGUUGGUGGUGAUCACAGGCUAAGGAACUACUCCUCAGUUAUGACUGUCCAUCCAGAGGUUAUUGAUGGAAGGCCAGGGACGUUAGUCAUAGAGUCAUUUAUUGUGGAUGUACCUGAUGGCAACACCAAAGAUGAUACAUGCUAUUUCGUGCAGGCCCUCAUUAAAUGCAAUCUCAAAUCUUUGGCUGAUGUCUGCGAGAGGAUGGCUGUGCAGGACAGGGUUGAACCAAUUGACCGAUUCUGAACUGUGUGCAAUGAAGCGUAUUAGGAUGGCUGUGGAAUUUGAGGUUCUAAUUCCAGAGGCUUUGUAGAGAGAUUGGUGGGAGUAGUUUUCCUAUUUCCAGAAAGUUUUGCAUGCAGUGCUGGAUUUCCCUUUUUCACCUGAUAAAUAACCUUUCUACCUGCUUUGGCUUUGUUUGCUUGGUCCCUCAACAUUGAAGGUGGGGUUUCUCCUGUUUUAGCAAUUAGGUUCUUAGACAAUUUUCCUUGAACUUCCUAUGAAUGUGAAAGAAUCACUUCUUUUUCACCGUUGCUUUUACUAGUUUUAUUGUGGUAUGUAAAUUACUAUGCUCAUAUCUGUAAAUAUCUUUGUAACAAAGUUGUUGCUUUAUCAAAGUUGCAACUUCCACGUGCAGGGAUUUCUGGCUAAAAACUUCCAAGUAGCAGCAUUUUGUUGUUUUUAA
Messenger RNA from Jatropha curcas, 1268 nucleotides. RefSeq names its product abscisic acid receptor PYL9. Gene Ontology annotation, cellular component: cytoplasm; nucleus. Lineage: Eukaryota; Viridiplantae; Streptophyta; Magnoliopsida; Malpighiales; Euphorbiaceae. Gene Ontology annotation, biological process: abscisic acid-activated signaling pathway. The record is from RefSeq and is a predicted model, not a curated record. Gene Ontology annotation, molecular function: signaling receptor activity; protein phosphatase inhibitor activity; abscisic acid binding.